UACUCCCGGCUGAUCCUACGGAAGUUAUGGAAAAAGCAAACCGGAGAGCCGGGCCGUGAUGUGUGCCGCCCCUGGGAUGGAUGAAGAGGCAGGCGCCGCGUGGGAGAGAGAAACCAGCUGCAGAGACUGCCCUGCCCAGCACCGACUCCUGUCAAGUCCACGGAAGAGUAGGGUUCUGGGCGUGAUUAUGGGUGGUGAGAGAUUACUCCUGCUGCAGUUGAGGUCAUCAUGACUAUGCCCGCCUCCCGCAGACCAUGUUCCAUGGUAAGCGCUCCUCUCCCAGGCGCACGAGUUCGCGCGCCUGGCGCACCCGGGGACUCUGGGACGCGCUGCCGCCCUCCCCCGCCCGCCCCCGUGUCUGUGCACGUCCGGGAAUAGCCCGGCCUUGCACUUUGGACCUACUCUGAGCACAGCCUCUCCCUUGGUCGGGAACUACCCGGGCCCGAGGACCGCGGCUCCCAGCCUCUUGUACCUGGGCGGCUGACUUUGGCAGGCUGCGGAGAAACUACCUGGUGCCCGCUUUCUGUCCCGAGACACAGCGCUGCAACCUUGGCGCUGCUUGGCCUUGGCAGCCCGCGGUCAGGUCAUACAGUUUCUUUUAGGUAUAUCUUUGGAAUUCCUCCCUUGAUCCUUGUUCUGUUACCAGUAACUUCAUCUAAUUGUCAUCUUAAAGAUAAAGAAGGUAAAGGAUAUGAGAAUGUUAUAAUGAUCAGCAUCAAUGAAUUGGAGAAAAUGCUAGACAUUGAUAAUGAUUGCCUGAAAAAAGAACCUAACUUUUUUAGGAGACAUUCAUGUGCGGAUAAAAAGGAGGCUGCUUUUCUAAAUCGUGCUGCUUACAAGUUGGAGCAAUUUGUUAAAAUGAAUAUCACUACGGAUUUUGAGCUACACUUAUUAAAAGUUUCACAGGGUACAUUAAAACUGAUAAACUGCACCAAGGAAGAAACUAUUUCAAAGGAAACAAAAAAGAAUGACUGGUGUUUCCUGAAAGCACUAAUACAAAAGAUUAAAACUUGUUGGAAUAAAAUCUUGAGAGGGCAUUAAAGGACACUGGAAAAUAUGAGUGGAAUACAUGAACUGUGGUUGCAUCCUCCAACAGUCUAUCGCAUUAUGCAAUUGGGGGGUGGGGUAGAAAGCCUCCUAGAAGUUACUGAAGGCAACCUGGUAAAAAUAUUGAGAACAACUGAGAAAUGGACAUUAUAGUACUAGAAGACUGACAUGAACAAUAGAAACUGAACACUGAAGUCAACAAACUAUUUCCUAGGUAUGUGGAAAUAUAUCAAUCAGUAUUGUCUUACUGAUUUUGUAAGACAAUCCACAUAAAGUAUCAUGUGCAAUAAACCUUGUAAAACCUGUUUAAAUAUUUCAGAAGACAUCAAAUCUAUGAAGUAUAUAAAGGUAAUAAGGAUUAAAUUAGCAUUGUGUUAUUAUCAGAAGAAUUUUAUGGUCCACCAUGCAUCAAUGUACUGCAUUGAGCAUAAAGAUUGUCAUCAUCUGCACUGGAGACAUUUUAGGAUUAACAAUGAUGGAAAAAUGCUCAUGAGAACAAGAGAAGUAUAUACUUUAAAGAAGCAGCAACAUAAAGAAGCCAAUAAUACUUCGGAGAGACAUUAAGAAAUGUAUUUAAAUAUGAAUGUAUAGCACAGUGUCUUUAAUAAAUGGUAUAACAGAUAUUUUUAAAUGAAAAUAAUGGAUCAUUUCAGAAGGUAGAAAUUCACUUAGUCUAGGAAUGCUAAGCCUUAUUACUAAGUUACUUUUGUCAUUUAUAAUGGAAGUCUCAGUUUGGGAGUUUAGUUUUCAGUUUGGGAGGCAUAUUUUUAAGAGAAUAAUAUAUGUUAGCUUUUUAAUUAAUGGAUUUUGUAUAUUUAAUUUUGAAACUAUACUAUAUCUGUAUAUAAAAAUAUUUUAAUACAGUAUUACCAAUGUUUACUUUGAGUAACAUUUCUCCUUUGAUAAUAAAUGACCUAUGUAUUAACACUGUCAGAUUAAUUUAAUCCCAAGAGAAUUUUUAAUAUGUACCACCAUCUGAUCAUUGACAAAUUCAGCCAGUGUUUGAACAUGGUUCAAGCACCAUGUUCAUUGAAUAUAUGAGCUUUAAUACCUUAUUACUGAAACUAAAUAUUAAGUCCAGGGUCCCAAAAAUCUAUGAGUAGGAAUACUACUUUUUAGUUUAAAUUCUAGUCUUUUACAAGAAACCUUUGCACAUACCUUUUUAGAUCCUGAUUAGAAAGGACUGCAAAUGGACUUAAUUCGAUUAUAAAGGGAAUUAAAAACAUUAUUCUAGGAAGCCAAAGCUUUCAAACAACUCCCAGCUUGCAUUUUGCUGAACUUGUAUCCUUCAUACCAUUUCACAGCCCCACUGGAUCUAUUUAUGUACUGACUGGCUGUUAUUUGAUUUACAAAACAUGCUCCAGUGAUACCCUAAACUUUUGAAAACUGUACUUUCCUCCCCAUUUUUACUUUCCCCAAUCCAUAUGGAGUUUCAUCCCCAAUGUCAGGGAGAAUGAAUAGAAUUCUAGUCCUUUGAGUAGAACUUACUGACCUGCCCCGUUAACAGGGCUUUGAGUCAGGUAUUUUUAUCACUUUUUACUCCAGAAAAGGGAGUUCACUAAACUCAUUAGAAGCAAAUGAUUCACCAGUUUUCUUCAGAUGGGUCUUUCUAGGUAGGCUAUAAAAAACAAUCAACUAUGAUAUACCUUUAUCUGUAUAAACAGGUGCUUUUGGUAAGCCAUCAGCUAGACAAACAAGAAAACUGAAAGAUAUCUAAAGAGAAACUCUUAAACUUGAAAGCUUUAUAUAAACUUUCCCUAACAGUGCUGGAAAAAUUCUCCAAGCUGUGGCAAAAUAAGAGGUAAUAUUUUAAAAAUCCUUAUUAAAAGAAUUAUUGGAUUUUUU
Heterocephalus glaber (naked mole-rat) is the source of this 2892-nucleotide messenger RNA. The record is from RefSeq and is a predicted model, not a curated record. NCBI's taxonomy places the organism in Eukaryota, Metazoa, Chordata, Mammalia, Rodentia, Bathyergidae.